Molecule: messenger RNA, 641 nt
Organism: Linderina pennispora
Lineage: Eukaryota; Fungi; Kickxellomycota; Kickxellomycetes; Kickxellales; Kickxellaceae
Exons: 1
Coding region: 61-528 (155 amino acids)
Source: RefSeq, a predicted model, not a curated record
GCCUGAUCAUUUAUUCUGCUGAAGCUAGCUAGACCCGACCUGUUUGCUACUUGGCCUUGGAUGCAUAUAGAGCACAGCUCACCUCACAUGCGCCAUGGCAAUCGUCACAGUGUCUGGAGGACUCAAAAGCCGCCAGUGUUCGAAAGAACUGGACGUUUUAUUUUGGGAAUUGUGAGGCGCGUUCUAUGUGGAAGAGGAGGGCAGAGGGGCUGGCGGCGGAGCAUUUGCCACAGCCUGCUGUGCCUGCGGCUGGUGCGUAAACUGCAGUACCCGCUGCUGUGGCUGCGGGAUCGGCCGACCCAUGCCCUGCAAUGGCGGUGCCUGGCCCACCAUCCCGGACAUGGCGGCAGCCGUUGGCUGUGGCGGUGGUGGCAUCAUUUGUGGCGGCAUCGAUCCCAUUGGUGGGCGGAAGCCCGGUGGCCCAUGUUGUGUGACCAGCGGCGCCUGGAUUCCCUGCAUCAUAGCGCCAGGCGGAGGGCGGCAUGCUGUGCUGCUGCUGCUGGUGGCCAGGCUGCACCGGCAUCAUAAACGGCUUUCCUGCCACCGCGUCGGACGCCGCUGAUGGGCACACCGUUGGACGUGGGCGGAAUAGCCGAGAUUAUCUCCUUCAGCUUCUCGCUCUGCACCCCAUCGGGGAGCGC